AUGCUCGGGAGCGAUGUACUGUUGUGCUUCAUCUUCUACAGCACGCUUUCAAUCUUAAAGAUGUACAUAAUUGCCAUCAUCACGGGCCAAGUGAGACUUCGGAAAAAGGCGUUUGCUAAUCCAGAGGACGCCGAUAGACACGGAGGCGUGCAGUUCUGCCGAACUGAUCCAUAUGUGGAACGCUGUAGGAGAGCACACGUCAAUGACAUGGAAAACAUUUUCCCCUUUUUAUUUCUCGGCGCCAUCUACUCCAUGACAGGCCCCUCGUAUGCAGUUGCACGACUUCAUUUUCUGGUCUUUUUCCUGGGUCGAGUUCUCCACAGCAUCGCAUACCUGUUGGCACUCAAAGCACCGACACGUUCAUUCGCCUAUGUCAUCGCUCAGGUGCCUUGCAUUUCAAUGGCAAUACAGAUACUCAUGGAAGUAGCCUCAUUUGCAUGACCAUCUCAGUAAUGGACUUCUGUGAUUGGUCAAGACUUAUGAUUACAGCUGUGAUGCAGAAUGCUGCUUUAUGGACUUACAGCAUCUCAACAGUAACAAAAUUCACAUUUCACUUUAACAUUAGACUUGAUGAUUUCUGACUGACAAUUAAUAACUCUGUUCUUAAAUCCUAACAUUCAUUUUAGGACUGGACACUACAGUUUGUAUUGUGUUUUGCUAUGUGUAUUCAAAUGAAGGUUAUUUAAUGUGAUUUAUUUUCACAAUCAGGUUUGCAUAUACUCAGCAUAUUUAUAGAUUUGAUACAACAACUUCUUGAAUGGACAUUGAGUCUGUUACUUACAAGACUUUUGGUUCAGUGACCAUCAGCUUUUCACUUUCAUACUGCAAAGCUUACAUAAGCAAUAAUUGCUGAGGUCAGUUCAGAGUCCACGUGACCGUUCCACAGUAACUCUCCAUACUUGUAAAAAUUCCUCUGUUAUUACACCAUAAGCCCUGCAUAGCCCAGGCUUUUCAAAUUUAUUGUAGCGUUAAAUAUACGCCGUUGUGCAAACACUGUCCUUCCUCUUUGUCCACCAGGCUUUGGGUUUACAACAAGAGCACAGCCAGGUGCUUUCACUUUGGUUUUAUCCUCAAGAAUGCUGGUUUUGGUAUAAUGUUAUGGUUGUGGUAAUUCACCACACAGUGCUUGUUAUAUUCAUUUUAAAUAUUUCCUGUUUUCAAAGUGUAACUUAUUUAAAUUUUUAUAUAUUAUAUCAUUUGUAAAGUGAUGUUAAAGUUUUUAAAGAGAAAUGAGAAAAUACUAGUUUUUUUAUAUUAAAGGAAUAACGAAAGGUUUUGUGUUUUCAUGGGUAAUUGUGAUACUUUAUUGAUUCAGAUCAAGAAAUGAGAGACAGUGGACUGCAUACGCAUAAGAGAGAAAUCAAAGAACAUUGUAACAUGGUAGACCCCAUUGUUACUUGGUAAAAAUAGGAAAGGGGAAAAGACUGACAGGAAAAGAUAGAUGGGUUCAAAAACUUUGUGAGGAAGGCGUUUUUGCUUGAUCUUAAAAUUAAAAUAAACCAGACCUCCAGAACUAUCACCGAUACCACAAACGUCCUGACUCAAUCUUUAAUUGGUUUGAUGAAAACACUGCCACCAAUGGUGGAAGUAAAUCAGGAUAAAUAUGUGAAAGGGCAGCAAAAAAUAAAUUUCUUGCUGAAGAACAUGAAGGAAAGUGGGUGUUUGGAUUUCCUUGUGAACCUAUAAUGAUAUUGUCAUCUGAAACAUGGCCUUGCUUGUCAUUCUCCCUAUAUGCAAAUAUGUCUGCAUACAUAUGUGUGUGCUCAGAGAUUAAAUCUACAGAAAUGUUCAUAAGAAAACCUUC
Messenger RNA from Onychostoma macrolepis, 1804 nucleotides. It is a transcript of the gene ptges, whose product is annotated as prostaglandin E synthase. Gene Ontology annotation, molecular function: prostaglandin-E synthase activity. Lineage: Eukaryota; Metazoa; Chordata; Actinopteri; Cypriniformes; Cyprinidae. The transcript has 3 exons. Gene Ontology annotation, biological process: prostaglandin biosynthetic process. The record is from RefSeq and is a predicted model, not a curated record. Gene Ontology annotation, cellular component: membrane. Bases 1 to 441 code for a protein of 146 amino acids.